AGAGAGAGUAUAUAUAAUUUGGGGGGUUUUGGUUUGUUUGGUUGGUUUUGGGUUUUGGUUUGUUUUGUUUUGUUUUUUGAACUUUUUUCUUCGCCCUCUAAGCAAACAAAUCAACACCCUUGAGCGUCCACCAGGAGGCGCCGGGGGCGUCGAAAGACCCGCGGUACCUUCACGGUUGGAGAGGCGGCGAUGGAUGCAGCAGCUAUGGAACCCGGCUUGCUUCCUUUUUUAAGAAUCAGUGUGAGGGAAGGGAGCAGAGCUGCGUUAUUUUAGGGAGACCUUGUCGCACUCCCCCUCCCGCGUGUAGGUAGCGACUGGGGUAUGUGCGGGGCCCCAUGGAGAGACACUGGCGGUGGCUGCGGCGGCAGCUGGGGCUCUUAUCGCUGCUGCAGCAGGCAGUAAUCCGACCCCGUCGGCGCCGGGACUGAAGAGGCGCAAAGGAAAGCGGCGAGCUGCGAACAAAAGCCCUCGGCGCGGGGCCGAGCCCGGGAAGUGCGAGACUCCACAAAGGGACAGGGCUCAGCCAUGGUGGAUCCCGUGCCUGAAGAGAAGGCGGGAGCCGAGCCCGGAGGCUCAGAAGGAGACGAAGACGCCGCGUCUGUGCCCCCUGACUCCCAGGGCGCCCAGCAGCCCGCAGCCUCUUCAGCCUCGGCCUCCGCCACGGUGCCCCGCAAGGCUGAAGUCCCGUGCGCAGCAGAAGGCGGGCGACGGGAGCAGUCCCCGCUGCUGCACCUCGACCUCUUCAACUUCGACUGUCCGGAGGCCGAGGGCAGCCGCUACGUGCUGACCAGUCCCCGCUCGCUAGAGGCCUGCGCCCGCUGCGCCGUCAAACCCGUGGAGCUGCUGCCACGGGCCCUGGCGGACCUGGUGCGCGAAGCCCCAGGCCGCUCUAUGCGAGUGGCCACCGGCCUGUACGAGGCCUACGAGGCAGAGCGGCGUGCCAAGCUGCAGCAGUGCCGGGACGAGCGCGAGCGCAUCGUGCGCGAGGAGAAGCGGCGCCUCUUCACGCCGCUGGGCUCCGCACCCGCCACAGCCUCGGCCCCCAGCGCGGGCAGCAGCAGCAGUUGCAGCAGCGCCAGCCUCCCGGCAUCGCCCGCACCACGAGCCGCCCGCAAGGCCUCCUCCAGCCCGUCCCCGGCCCGGCCCCAACCUCCGCCCGCGGGGUCGCGGGCAGGUAGGAAGAGCCACUCACUAGACUCUUUGUCACGCCGGAGGGAAGGCGCCCUCAGUUCCGAGUCCGGCGCAUCGUCGUCAUCCUACAGCGGGGAGAGCUUGCGGGAGCUGCACUGGCCGCCGCGGGCCUCGGCCAGGAACAGCUGCACGGCAGGGUCGGCCUCCUCUGCUCCCAAUCCUCUGGGCCGCCCGUCCGCCCUGGCCCUGGUUCCGCUCACCGGCCGCAGCUUCAGCCUCGGUGACCUGAGCCACUCGCCGCAGACGGCUCAGCACGUGGAGCGCAUCGUGCGCCAAGUGCGCGCCGAGCGUGGCCUGCGUGGGGUGCCCGAGCGCGACCGGAAGAUCGCGGCGCUGAUGCUGGCACGUCACCAGGAGGAGCGCCUGUUGCUGGAGCAGCGCGCCGCGGCCCACGGCCAGUGGGAGCAGCAGCGCGUCCGAGCAGAGCAGCGGCGGGAGCGCGAGGAGCGCGAGAAGCAGCGCGCCCUGGAGCAGGGCCGCCGGGCCUGGGCAGCGCAGGUGGAGGAGCGGCGCGGCCGCCGAGGCCGCGAGGAGCGCGAGGAGGCGCGGAGGCGGCAGAGGCAGUGCGAGCGCAGCGAGGAGCGGCGGCGGGAGCUGGCCGAGCGCCAGGGCUUGCUGCGGCGGGAGAGGGCGGAGCGCGCGGCCCGGGAGGACCGGCUGCGCAAGCUGCAGCAGGAGCAGAAUCUGAAGCAGCGGGAGGAGGGCCUGCAAGAAGGGCGCGAACGGGCGGAGCAGAUCCGCAGGGAGCGGGCCCAGCGCGCGGCCAGCACCAAGCAGCGUCAGGAAGGCCAGCUGCAGCGGGAGAAGCGGGAGCUGAGCCGGGCCGACCGGGCACGCCACCAGGCGCUGCUGCAAGGCCGGGCCCGGCAGGAGCGUGAGGAGCGCGAGGGUUUGCGGAGCUCCCUAGAGGCCACCUUGGGCCGCGCGCAGGAAAACUACGAGCAUUUAGUGGAGCAGCGCACCCGGGAGCUGCGAGAGCGGGCCCGAAGGGAGGAAUUGCAGGGCCGGCGGGCCAAGGAAGCGGCCGAGCGCAAAGAUCGGGAACAUCAGGCGCAUCUGGAGGCGCUGGCCCGGGCGGGCGAGCGACGGCUGCAGCACGCGGCGCAGGCUGCUGAGGAGGCAGUGCAGCAGAAGGCGCGGCGCGUGGGCCAGAGCCGUCUAGAGAAGGAGCGGGCGCAACGCGCCAACAAGGAGAAGGUGGAGAGGGACGAAGACUGCCGCCGGCGGGAACUGCUCCAAGCCAUCGGGCGCAAGCUGGAACGUAGCGAGCAGCUGUCUCGGGAGCGCCGCAGCGCGCUGGAGAGCGCCCGCUCCACUGCCCGGGCGUCCUUCCACGUGCGCGAGAAGGUGCGCCAGGAGACCAACACUCGCUCCUUCGACCGCAUGGUGCGCGAGGCCCAGCUGCACGCCAGCCUAGACCGUAAAUGACCGCAGCUGUGCCCUGGCCAGACUGCCACGUUCAGCCCCCGCGGGGCCUCUUUUGGCCAUUUUGACCAGACUGUGGGAGUCCCCAGUCCGGGCACAGUACCGUGGCGUCGCCAGGCUUCUGACCAAGGAGGCAAUGAGAGG
Molecule: messenger RNA, 2760 nt
Organism: Camelus dromedarius (Arabian camel)
Lineage: Eukaryota; Metazoa; Chordata; Mammalia; Artiodactyla; Camelidae
Gene: CCDC177
Product: coiled-coil domain containing 177
Exons: 2
Coding region: 526-2619 (697 amino acids)
Source: RefSeq, a predicted model, not a curated record